AUGUCCUUCUGGCCCUUUCCUCAAGAUUCAACUUCGAAUGUGUCGAAGAUCCUGGAUGAAUAUUUCGACAUUUUAAAUUCGUUAAGAAAGGCUAAUCUAAUAGAGGACGAUGAUAAUGAUGUACCGUUGAGGGGUGAAGAACAAAUACACGAUUCUUAUGGUUCAUCGAAGUUUCAACCACGCAAACACAAGCAUCGUACAAGGAAGAGGAAGCGGAAGCUGGCUGUUACUUCAGAAGAGUCCUCGUGUGAUAGAGAUACUGAAUCAAAGAAAUCGAACGAUGUCGUUGUGAGCAAAGUCUCUCUGGAUAAUUCAUUUAUUGAGCGGAUAUUAGAUGAACUCGAUUUGAUGGAUGAAUUGGGCAAGAAAAAUAAUGUAUUACUGGACUUCCUAUGUUUUGGAUAUUUCUUUGAUUCUGAUUCCAAAAAAAUUAUGAACAUGCAAUAUCUAAUCGAUCAAUUGAUCUCAUGUGUACAGUAUCUGACAAAUGCAUCAAUUACAUCUGUAGAUGAAGAUAAAGCUAAUGACAACAUGAGAUCCCAAGAGGGCCCCAAUUUCCUGCACAAAGCUACUAUUAUCAGCAACAUCCUCUCAUUUGAUGAAUGGUUAAUAAGUGAAUCCCUAAUUAAAAAUAUGAAUUAUUUGAAUGAAAUAUGGUCCGUAUUAUCAAAUGUUAAAUUAGAAACAGAAGAUUCGCCAUUAUUACCUAUAUUCUUAAAAGUUAAUGAAAGUCUUCUUCUAUCCAGAAAGGACCAAUAUUUAAAUUUUAUUCGAACUCGAAAAACCCUGGUGGACGAAUUCUUCAAGCAUAUGAAUAUUCCCGUAUUAUUAGAUUUCUUACUCAAAUUGAUAGCAACAGAUAAACCAGAUUACCCUACAGGGAUAAUAGAACUGUUAGAUGAUCAACGUGUAAUUCAAAAAUGUUUAAAAUUCUUUAAGAAUGAUCAGUAUUCCGCUGAUGUACAGGCAUGUGCUAGUGAUUUUCUUAAGGCGUUGAUAGGCAUAUCUGCCAAUGUUCCCUUGGAUGAAAUGUCUGUCGGUCCGAAUCUGUUAUCAAGAGCUCUAGCUUCACCAGAUGUAGUAGAUCAUUUGAUAAACAUCAUUCUUAAUGAGAAUGGUACAGCUUUGAAUCAUACGAUAUCUGUUGUCAUAGAACUUAUAAGGAAGAAUAACUCUGACUAUGAUGAAAUUAAUCUGUUGGAGACUACGACACGAUCGCAUCUGCCAUCAAACAGAGACCCUAUAUAUCUUGGUUAUCUACUUAAGAAAUUCAGUGAUAAAAUAGAAAAUAUAUUUGCGCUAGUGGAUGACAUGGCAGAUAAAACAAUAAUGAAAAGAAUCAGAAUAAACCAAAUCAAUCAAGAAUUUCAACCACUUGGAUUUGAACGGAUUAAAAUUGUGGAGCUAAUUGCUGAAUUAUUACACUGCUCUAAUAUGGGGUUGAUGAACUCUAAGAGAGCAGAACAUAUUGCAUUGAAACGCGAUCAUCUAAGAUUGCAACUUCCACAUCAACUUCAAGAUGCACUACAAGAUCUAGAGAUAAAUAAGACAGAGCAUUCCGAUAUAAUUAGUGAUAAUAAUUCUAUUAAUAAUGAUCUGACUACAGGUAGCGUCACUGAUGAAGAUGAAGAUGUCUUGAUUGAAAAUGUCUCAGAACAUCCCGAAAGAUCCUUUAUAGAUAGUGACAGUGAUGAUGAUCUGGACACAAUUGAUGUUGCAGAAAUUGAUGAUUCAUUUGAGAUACCAUAUAUUAAUGAGAAGCAAAACAGCAAGUUAAGGAACGGUCCCACUAUCGGGGAUCGUUUUAAGAUAAAUCUUUAUGAUAACCAGAUUAUUAUAAAGAUAUUAAUUCUCUUCUUGAAAAACCCAUGGAAUAAUUUUUGGCAUAAUGUGAUAUUUGACAUCAUCCAGCAAUUGUUUAAUGGAAGAAUGGAUUUCUCAUACAAUUCUUUUAUAGUGUAUUCAUUAUUCAAUUUGGAGAAGGCAUCCCAGUUCAAAAAAACUGACUCGAACGCAAACUCAAAUAAUCAGAUUUUAUUGGGAAAUUUUAAUAUAACCAAAGACUUCAUAUUGCUAGGGUAUCAGAAAUCGUAUGAGUUUUAUGAGAAAUGGAAGACAAAUUUAGGCUACAUGGGUCAUUUAGUCUUAAUAGCAGAAGAAGUUGUCAAAUUUUCUAAAUUAUAUAAGGUGGAAUUAAUUUCUCCAGAUAUUCAAAAAAUCUUACAAGAGAAGGAGUGGAUUUUCUACAUGGAUGAAGUACUUCAUAGCACGAGAAUAAUGUACUCUAAGAUUCUCGGAGGUGGAUCAUUUGUCGAUGAUGGUAAUGGAAACGUAGUUCCUCAAUUUAUUGAAUCAUCUGAUCCAUACGAGGAACAUCUAGAAACCAAUGAUGAAACUUCAGAGUCUUUGUUGACCGAGUUAGAUAUUCAUCUAAAGGUGGGAGAAAUUUGGAAGCCCGGACCGGAAUCAACUCCACCUAAUCAAUGA
Naumovozyma castellii is the source of this 2487-nucleotide messenger RNA. It is a transcript of the gene SAP4, whose product is annotated as Sap4p. The record is from RefSeq and is a predicted model, not a curated record. Lineage: Eukaryota; Fungi; Ascomycota; Saccharomycetes; Saccharomycetales; Saccharomycetaceae. The transcript has a single exon. Bases 1 to 2487 code for a protein of 828 amino acids.